CGCAAAUCUUACACGCUUCCGUGCAUUCUAUUUUUAGAACGGUGUUUGUAUUACCAAAACGUUUUAAAUAAAAAAGUAAACUAGAUGAAGUGUAUUAAUAGACAGAAUACGCUACGGAAAUCUCUACGUAAAGAGUCGGAGUCAUCACACUGGUAAUCAUAAACGACUGUGAUUGGUCCAUCUCGAGUAGCGAUUAGAUUAUUAACAGCCACAUCGUGACUGAGCCGUUUAUAUGUCGAUUCAGCAGCGGCCUACACAAUUGUUUACCCGAAUAAUAACACGGAGAAACUCAAAUAGAAAUCAUAUAAAGUACGUAGUGACGAGAAAACAUAUUACAACUAUUAUUGAAUCCCAUCAUUGACGAUGAGCAGCGUGAAGCCCCGCCCCCCUUUUCACUCUGUCUGUGUGACAGUGGUGUGCGCGCGUGUCUUAUGUUUAUGAACACGUUGAGAAGAGCGCGCACGCUUUAUUUUCCUCCCGCUGCGGCAAAAAUCACGAUGACAAACUUUAAAUUUAUAGAUAUUGGCAUUAAUCUGACAGAUGCCAUGUUCAGAGGAAUCUACAGAGGAGCUCAGAAACACGAAGAUGAUUUUCCACAGAUCAUUGAGAGAGCACUGAAGGUCGGAGUGCAAAAGUUCAUCAUCACUGGAGGAAACCUGCAGGACAGCAGAGACGCCGUCACGCUCGCACACACCAGAGGUGAGUUUUACAGUACGGUUGGCUGUCACCCGACGCGCUGCACUGAGUUUGAAGAGCAGGACUCAGAUCAGUACCUGACAUCUCUCAGAGAUGUGAUGAUCAGUAACAGACAGAAGGUGGUCGCUGUAGGAGAAUGUGGUCUGGAUUUCGAUCGCUUACAAUUUUGUCCUAAAGAAACUCAACUCAAAUACUUUGAGAAACAGUUUGAUUUGGCGGAAGAGAGUCGAUUACCCAUGUUCCUCCACUGCAGAAACGCCCACCGGGAAUUCUUGGACAUUAUGAAGAGAAACAGAGACAGAUGUGUUGGUGGAGUGGUUCACUCGUUCGACGGGAGCCAGCAGGACGCGGCGGCUUUGAUUGAUCUGGAUCUUUAUAUCGGAAUUAACGGCUGUUCUUUGAAGACUGCAGAAAAUCUGGAGGCGAUGAAGUCCAUUCCGUCAGACAGACUAAUGAUUGAAACGGAUGCUCCGUGGUGUGCCAUCAAAAACACUCAUGCAGGAGCAAAACACGUCCAAACCCUGUUUCCUACUAAGAAGAAAUGGGAGCCGGGACAUUGUCUGAAAGACCGGAAUGAGCCGUGUCACAUUGUUCAAGUCCUAGAAGUGAUGGCCGCUGUGAGAGAUGAAGAUCCACAGGAUUUAGCCGACACCAUUUACAACAACACCAAGAGACUGUUCUUCCACCACAGAACUUAAUCAGAAACCUUUUCUAUUUGAAUAAACAUCACAAUUAUUCAGCUUC
This is a messenger RNA of Triplophysa dalaica, 1440 nucleotides long. It is a transcript of the gene tatdn1, whose product is annotated as TatD DNase domain containing 1. The transcript is spliced from 12 exons. Gene Ontology annotation, molecular function: 3'-5'-DNA exonuclease activity. Gene Ontology annotation, cellular component: cytosol. The record is from RefSeq and is a predicted model, not a curated record. Lineage: Eukaryota; Metazoa; Chordata; Actinopteri; Cypriniformes; Nemacheilidae. The coding region runs from base 432 to 1394 and encodes 320 amino acids.